Messenger RNA from Pomacea canaliculata, 9399 nucleotides. Its product is annotated as putative polypeptide N-acetylgalactosaminyltransferase 10. Gene Ontology annotation, cellular component: Golgi apparatus. Bases 164 to 1981 code for a protein of 605 amino acids. Lineage: Eukaryota; Metazoa; Mollusca; Gastropoda; Architaenioglossa; Ampullariidae. The record is from RefSeq and is a predicted model, not a curated record. The transcript is spliced from 13 exons.
CCCGUACUAUUAAAAAAUCGAAAUGCUCCCUUCCGUCGCGACCAAGCAUCAUGGGGAACACUUGGCAGACGUGUCGAUACUAGUGGGUGUGUGUGAGUGCGCGCAUAGGCGGUAAAGUGCGUAUGAAAGACGCUGGAGAGAUUUAUCAAAAACAAGUGACAACAUGAGACGCAACUCUAUAACUUUGCUGAAAUACCUUGUUGGAGGGGCAGUACUGCUGAUUUUGGGACCUUUCAUCUUCAAGCAGAUCCUUGGAAAUCGUAAAAAUGGAGUAGAACACUUUGUGAAGGCCGAUAAGGACUCUCUGAAGGGAGAUAAUGAAAAUCUGGUGGAAGCAGUGGUAGCAAGAGAUAAUGACAAUAAAGAUUUGGAUAAAAUAGACUUUCAUGACUACAAAGCUAUAGAAAUGGAGAAACUCAGACAAGGCCCAGGUGAACAGGGAGGUGCAUACAUCUUGUCACCAGAGGAAGAGAAGAAGAAAGAUGAAUUAUACAGAGUGAAUGGAUUUAAUGCCUUUGCUAGUGACAAGAUUUCACUGAUGAGAUCACUGAGUGACAUCAGACAUCAAGAUUGCAAGAAAAAGAAAUAUUUGAAAGAUCUACCUUCUGCCAGCAUUAUCAUACCUUUCCACAAUGAGCAUCUGUCCACUUUGCUUCGCUCAGUUCACAGUGUGCUAAAUCGAGCGCCUAAGCACUUGGUGCAUGAAGUCAUUUUGGCAGAUGAUUUCAGCAGCAAAGAUAUUGACAAAAAACCACUAGAUGAUUAUAUCAAAGAGCACUUUACGAAUGUCAAGGUCGUGCGUGCGCCUAAGAGGGAGGGGCUUAUCAGAACUCGCCUCUUGGGUGCCAGAGAAGCCACAGGAGAUGUUUUGAUUUUUCUGGACUCUCAUAUUGAGGCAAACAUUAAUUAUCUACCACCAUUACUAGAACCCAUUGCUGUUGACUACAAAACUGUGGUAUGUCCUUUCAUUGAUGUCAUUGACUUUGAAACAUUUGCAUACCGAGCACAGGACGAAGGUGCAAGAGGUGCAUUUGAUUGGGAGUUUUUUUACAAGCGAUUACCCCUCUUGGAGGAGGCUAAAAAGCAUCCAGCUGAGCCAUUUGCGAGCCCAGUUAUGGCUGGAGGCUUAUUUGCUAUUAGCCGGAAGUGGUUUUGGGAGCUUGGUGGCUAUGAUCCAGGCCUAGACAUCUGGGGCGGUGAACAAUAUGAGCUGUCCUUCAAGAUCUGGCAGUGCGGAGGCCAGAUGGUAGAUGCACCAUGCUCAAGAAUUGGCCACAUUUACAGAAAGUUUGCUCCUUUUCCCAAUCCAGGUGUAGGAGAUUUUGUUGGGAGGAACUAUCGUCGUGUCGCAGAAGUCUGGAUGGAUGAAUAUGCAGAAUACUUGUACAAGAAGCGUCCGCAUUACCGCAGCAUUGAUCCUGGAGAUCUAACAGAGCAGAAAGCGAUACGGACAAAACUGAGCUGCAAACCAUUUAAGUGGUUUAUGACAGAAGUUGCAUUUGACUUGCCCAAGUACUACCCACCUGUGGAACCUGAACCUUUGGCUGACGGAGAGCUGCGGAACAAAGCCAGUGACCUGUGUGUGGAUACUCGGUUCAAGGGUGCAAACGAACGAUUUGAACUGCAGAAAUGUGUUAAAGAUGGUGGAGGUGCAGGUGGUGAACAGCAAUUUGAAUUUUCCUGGCACAAAGACAUUCGACCCAAGAAACGUACCCUUUGUUUUGAUGCAUCUCAAUCUGUACCCAAAACCCCAGUUAUUUUGUUCAGCUGUCAUGGGAUGCAGGGUAAUCAGCGAUUCAAGUAUAAUCUGGACACAUACCAGCUGUUUCAUCCAGUAAGUGGCCAGUGCUUGGACUGUGAUGCUGACAGCCAUGAAAUUUUUAUGUUUCCCUGCAAAAGUGACCGCUUGACCCAGGUGUGGAUCUUUGAGCACAUCAACACGACUGCUGUGCGAGCAGAUUACUUGUUACCACUUGAUUGAUGAAACUAUUAUGAAACCAUAAAGGGCGGCGAAGGUCAAGCAUCUUUCUUGCUGAUUUUCUCCCUUUAUUUGUUUAUAGUCUUACUAUGCAAAUAUGGACAGAUAGUAAAGGUUGUUUUUUUUUUCUUUUUUUUUUGUUUUUUGUUAAACCAUUCAUGUGUGUUUUGACAUGAAUGGCUUCACUGGUAUUCUUUUAUAUCAGGGUGCUUUUUACGAUAUGAUAUGUGGGCAUAUUUAAAAGGGAAAUGCUGCUGUUAAUGAUGCCUUUAGGUCUGAUUGCUUGUGAUGAACUUUUUAAACAAAUCUGUGUGUUUGUGCGUGCAUACUUGUGUGUAUACAUGUGUGUGCGAGAGAGAGAGAGUUGGUGAGGGAGAUACCAUUUCUUAUAAAUUGGCCUUUUUGAUGAUAUGGUCUGUGUUUUUUGUUUCAAACACUAAUCUGCAAUUGUUGUAUGUGUGUCGCAUGCACACUGCAGUGUCAUGAGCACUUUGUUUUUGAGUGUUAAUGUGUGCACAUCUAUGUGCAUGGUUGUUUGCAUUUGUAAACAUCAUUUGCAGAAAUGAAAGAGUCAAGCUUUGGGAUUUUGUAGUUUUGAUACCUAUAUAUGUAGCUAGUCAACAUUCAAUUGUUCACACAAUUUUUAAAUUUUUUCUAUAGAUAUUUGGAAUGUUUUAAGUGAUUUAUUAUCACAUCUGAUAACUAUGGGGAAGGAGAAAUCCAGUCAGUGUAGUUGGAUAUAAUGUUUGUAUUUUGUCAGUUGAUGUAAGAAAAAUAUUACAACCAUUUUACAACUGUUUCAUUGAAUGCAUGAAAGAUUAUUUGAAACUUCUACUUUACAGCUUUUUCUGGUGUGUUUUUAGAUGACAUAUUUGCUGAAUUCUGUUUUAUUAUUUUGAAUAUUUUAAAAUAUUUUUUUUAAACUUACUUGCCUUUUGUUAAAGCAUGUCUACUUAGUGGCUUAAUGUCAUUAAUGCAAGAAGUUUUUGGUAUCUUCCCUUGAAGAGUAUAUAUACCUCCAGGCUCACUGUCAUUGGUGUCACAGUUUCUUGACCUCUUCCCAAACUCCCUAAUUGGCGUGUUUGCUAUGCCUCAUAACUUUAAUUAGUUGUUGGUUAAUGACUGAAAGAGGAAAUCUUUGUAAAUGUAGAUGCUAUUGACAGUUGCAAACUGAGUGUAAAAAAAAAAUGGACCUAUUAUCCUAAAGACCCUUCUUAACUGUUAUUGAAUGUUUCACCAAGUUUUGCAGAGAUGUCUAUGAUCACAGGAAACUGAGUGUAGAUUUGGGAACUUUGGUCAACAUGUUAAGUCCAAGAUUGUUUGCUAAUACAUUUGCCAGCAUAAUGGAACUUUGAGGCACUUCAAUUUCGACUCUUUGCCCAGUGCAGUCUUAGGACAAUUGGGUUGGUUAAAGACCUACCUGAUUCAUCCAAGUUACAGAUUAUGAUAAGUAAAUAAUAUAAAUAUAUUCUGUAAAUUUCAGCGCCUGAAAUACAGCAGUUUAUUAUCUAAUUUCAAAGUUUUGCAGCUAUAGUCAGUCGUUUUUGUGUGAAUCGUUACCACUGUGACUGAUUUGCAGAUUAGUAUGGACAUAGCUGCUCAUAUACCAAGAAAAAGACAUACUUUCGCCCACACAAAUUUAAAACAAAAAUGGAGGAACAGAGGUAUAUUUUGGGGAAUGCUGUUUUAGAUAUUUUUUUAUCAUUUACUGUGUGUGAAUGUUACCAGCAACAUAUUGUGUCACCAUGGCUUGAAAGGUUGAAUUUGAAGUACAUUUAUGAAGAUAAGGUUUUUAUGCAGCUGCUCGAUAUUGUUAGACAAGAAACUCCAUUCGUCUGUAUAAUAGGCAUGGACCUUGGAAGAAGAGUACUUUAUGGUACCUCCUGGGUAACAUUCAGGAGCUAAGUGGCGUUUGCAUACAACAGAGUACUGCGUAGGUGCUGUGAAGUCAGCUCUACACGAAUGAAGCUGAUCCAUUGUCUUCUCAACAAUUAAUCCUUUGGGAAUGUAUGCACACUAAUUUGGUCAUGAUGUUUUCCUGGGCAUUCUACAACAACACAAUAGUCUUCAUAUCUAUGCUUAGGCCUUCAUAGUUCAGUAUUUUCUGGGCAAUUUGUAUCAGCCAUACUGUGGUCAGCCAUGAUUCCACCAGUUCUGAUAUCACACACGAUUUCGGUCCGAAUUGAGAUUUGAACAGGCAAGAAAAUUGUUUUUAUUUAAUUUCUUGAGGUUUGUGUUUUUCUUGUGAUUUCAUGUUUGAUGCAUUAAUAAGUGAUAUGAAAAUAGGAGUUUUUGAGUGUGAUAGGUGUCACCAAUCAGGUAGGUCUUUAAUUAGUCCAACUGCUAUAUGUCUGUGAAGAGCAGACCUUCUUGUAUGUUUUGUGUGUUUAUUUAUCCAAGACAUCUUGUAGUAACAGUAGUAUUAAUAAUAAUUUAUGAUACACCUCUUUAUGCAGCAGUUCAUGGUACAUACCCCACAAAACCACACACACAUAUCAUUAUAGACAUUCAAAUAAAUUAAUUACAUCCAAAUGCCAUACAUCUAUAUCCACUAUAUAGUCCCAAUUAGAGCGUCUUUCUCAGAGACCUCAUGAAUCAUUGUGCUGAAUUUGAGCAAAUACCUUGAUUAGCUUCUUGCUAUAGCUAGAGCUGACCACAAGUGCUGCAUUCUGCUAUGUCCAUAUUCAAAAUAACCAUGAUUUUCUAGGGGUAAUUUGGUAGGAGAGGUGUUUGUGAGGUUGGAGGAACUGCUAAUCGCAAAGUUGGAAAUACCAAAACUGGACUAACAACAGAAGGCUGACAAGUCUGGCACUGACAUCCCUAUACCAGCAGAAAUUGUGCAUCUUUCAUUGUUCUGUGCACUAGUUCUGACUGUAAAAACUUUUAGCUUGUGGCUUUUGGUGAAUUUUUUUUUUUUUUUUUUUGUGACUUUUUAAGAGCUAGGGUUAGUUCAUAUUACUUACUUCUCCAGACAGUGGAAAAUAGCUGUUGCCAAAUUGUUCAGGUUUGAUUUUUUUUUAAUUAUUGUUAUUGGGACUAAAUGACUAUUGUCUGUUAUAGAUGACAAAGUUGCUCAGAAUGUCUGUUCAGAGUGUUUCCUCUAACAUGAUGGAUUCCAUGCAUUUCUGCUCAAGAGUUCUGUUGCUGUUGACUGACAAGUGCUUUUCUUGAAGCAUGAAUAAUUCUGUUUGAAGAUGUGAUUUAUUUCCUUACCAAUAUUACCAUUUAUUUGAAAGGCAAGAGUCAUGUGCUGGCAUUAGUUAACUCCUUUGGCAUCUGCCUGUUGUAUAUUUAUCCAAUUUGCAUCUGUGAUAUUCCAGCCACUGUUGUUAAAAUUUGUUCUGAGAAGAUGGUGACUUUAAAAUUUAAUUAACUGAUCCAACUUUCAUGUAGAAUAAAAGGCGAAUAAUAUAAAAAGUUUCAUUGAUAGAUUUUCCCCCUAUAAAUUUCCUUUCUUCCUGAAGGGUUUAUGUUUGUGGAUGUAAGUGCGUAAGUUUCUUUUACAGGGAAUCUAUUUGCAGUAUUUAGAAAUUGUUUCAUGAUCAAGGAUAGUUGUUAAUGCAGGAACAAUAAAUCACACCAUGUGCUUCCAGAAAUACUAAAUAAGUCUUUUUGGAAGAUAUUUGUCUCUCACCAUGAAAGUGUCAUGUUGAUACUUUAAUUGUCAUUAAACUGCACUUAAAGGCAAGAAAACAACAAUGCAGAGUUAAGAAGUGCUUACAGAUUCUAAGAUUAUAGCUGUGUCAAUUUAGGCUAGUUUUUUUCUUUUUUGUUGCUGGAAUGAGGUUGAGAAGGAUUAGCUGUUGAGUAGCUAGAGAAGUACAUUUAGAAAAGUUUCUGGGUUGGAGACUAUUUACUAUGAUUUGCAUAUAUCACCUAUCAGAAAACAUUCUCUUCUAUAGCACUACUUUUAAAUUGAGUUUCUUUUUGAUUUGGUUUUGUUUGUGUUAUUUGUUCUCCUGCCUUAAGAGCAGUGUUGUUGUACUUUUUGAAAAAAGGGUGCAGGAAUCCUAGCCCUUGUCUUGCACAACCACAAUGUCAAAUAGCUUAUAAUUGUCUGUGAGGUGGAUGUUAUGCAUGCAUUUUUGUGUGUGUAAGUGUGCAUGCAUGCAGAACACAGACAUGAAAAAUUUGCCAUUUAGUCUGCUUUUAUUUGUUAAUAUUGAAAUUUUUUCUGUAAACUUACAAAUUUUCUUGCAUUCUCUUAACUUUUGUUAACUGUCUGUUUAGGAACUUACUGAACUUUUUAUUGUACUACAGAGAAUGCCAUUGGUUUAAUUCUGCAGAAAUGCUUUGGUUACAAAUGUUUUAAAAUUCAAAUGUUCAGUUUUGCUGCCCAUAUUUAAAAGCAGAGCCAGAUAAUCUUUUUCUCCACUUUUUACACUUACUAGGGGACUGCGGAAGUCUCAUAUGACAUGUAAUAAUGUGUACUUUACUAGUUCAUUUUGUUGCAGCCCUAUGCUCCUUGAGGAGUAACAAGGAAUAAACUACUAGUUCAUUAUAUAUAGAAAAGCCUGUCCAUGUAUGUGUUGUGAGUGAAUAUAUCUUGCUGAAUUUUAUCACAAUACUAUUAGUGAGUGAGUGUGGCUUUCUAUUUACCAUAUUUUCUUUGAGGUGAAUUUUUUACUAUUGCCAUUCAGUAGCAUGGUGUGAAAAUAACUUUGAAAACUCAAUGUAAAUGAGGAGCAGCGAAGGUCACAGGUAUGAGAAGGGAGUCCUGCAGUUAUGUUUUACUGCAUACAUGCUGUUUGUACAGAUCUGAUUGCCUUUAGUCUUGUAUCUAUGCAGAUUCUUAAUUGACUAGAAAAUUCUUAUUUGACUACUUACUGCUACAUUUCUAUAUUAAGCUAGAAUAUGUAACAGCAGAGGACAUAUAAAUAAGAACUCCCCUAACCUAUCCCUCCCCUUUCAGUUGUUUUGGGGGGUGGGGGAGAGGAGUGGUGGGCAUGGCUAAUUUCUUAAAAAGUUUGCCAUUUUUUAUUUGCUAAGGUCAAUUUUUUUCCUUUUUCUUUUAUACUGUUAGGGCAAUAACUCAUCCAUUUGUGCUAGUUAUUUGAUGUGUAAUUUGAGGCAUAUUAUACACACCUGUAGAAAUAGUGUGCAUACUGCUUCAUUUCAGGAAAAAAACUGUCCCAAAAAGUGCUUCUUAAGAAGAAAUGUACUCUGGUUAGCACACUUUUGCCGCUGUGUUGAAGGAAUAGCAUUCACAUCUGUUAUCAGACACAGGACUUUUUUAAGAGUUCAGAGAUCUAUAAAUUUCACCUGUAUGGUAUACGUUGCUUUUUUUGUAUGUCAGUUGCAUUCGUAUGUCAAAGAUGGUCUCAGUCUGUUGGUGCACUUGCUGCCUUAGGAAGCACAAAACUACACAAGAUCUGUCUUACACCUUGCUGCCUUGGUUUAGUAUUAGAAAAUUCUGUUCAGCUCAUGGAUUAGUCUGGCUAAUUCUGUGAUCAGCUUUUCUGUUGGUGUUGCUGUUUAUAUUAUAAUCUUACGAUCACAAUGGUAGUUACCAUCUAUACAAAGGCAGCUGAAGCAGUUUUUGGCAGCUGCAGAGUGAGCCAUUUAAAUUUCAUGUCACCUUAGAUUAUAGAGGUCUUUCUUCCUGCAGAAUACUAUGAUUGAAUAUGUUUACAAUGGUCCACACUAGGGGGAAAUCUGGGAUAUUAAAAAUAAGGAAACAAUAUUUAUGAUUGUUUGAAAGAGGCAUUUCUUACAGUAAGGGAGAUCAUUCUGUUGACACAAACACAUAUAUACACAAGCAUAAAAUUUUGAUUGACUUGGUAAGUUUUACUGUGAAUUUUUUAGCAUUAAAAUGCAGAAAUCUAAAUGUGAAAAAUAUAUGAGUACGUUAUUUUUGUUAAAUUCAAACAGUAUAAACAUGCCAGCUCACAGCAUUAAUCCACUGCAAUAAGAGGAAAAACUGUUCAUGGUAGUUUCAUCCUUGUAGGGGUGCCCAGUAGUAUAGUGGUUAAAACUUGCUUGUGACCACCAUGGUGAGAAGCUCGGGGUUUAGAUCUCAUCUUUUAGUUAUUUGCAUCGGUUAAAAUUAGGUCUAGCGGAUAAUACUCGUGGCAAGUGUGAUGCAUUUAUAAACCGAGUAAUGCAACUGUUCCAAAACUCUGGCCAGUUAAACUUGAAUAAAUAUCACUGCCACCCUUUCACAACAGUAAUGGUGAUCUUCUGGGAUGGUGAUUGUUGCUAUGAGUUGACAACAAUCACAUGAUAUAAUUUUAAUAUCAAUUGUCAUCAGUUUUGAAGUUCAGAGUAAUACUUGCUAUCAUUUCUUUAAUAGACAUUGCCUGCCAUCUUCCUAAAGUGACAUCUUCAGGAGGAACUCCCCGCGCUCCUUGUCCCAGUGGAUAGGUGUUAGAAUGCAGUUUCAAAACAGCCAUUUAAAGAAUUGAUUGGAAUGUAGACUAACUUUAUAAAUGUAACGGACUUACCUAUGUGCUGUGCUUUGAUCUCUUGGAUUGCUUCUAAAUACAUCUGCUUUAUAAAUUGAUUUCAUAUGCGUAUUAUGUUACCUCCAUUGCUGUUACUAGCAGUUUGAGGUAUUUUUUGUUUUGGUGCCAAAUAUAAUAGCUAGUAAAUGAAAGGUAAUCAGGGAUGGCAGAUGGGUUUGCACAUUUGUAAGAAAUGCUGAAUAAUCAAACUGUAGAUUAAAAGUUGCAGUUUCAUCUUUUAAAAAAAUGAUUUAUUAACAUGAAAUCCUAAUGGAAGCAUAUUGGAAGUUAUAUUGAGGGCUAUAAAGUGUGGAUGUUGAACUGCUAUUCAUAGACAAAGAUUCGUUCUGUUUACAGGAGCAGAAUUCAGAAUUGUUUUAAAUCCGUACACUGCAAGUAUCCAUGGUACAUCAUCAUAGUGGAAAUAUGUGUUUAUUACUGUACUUAAAUGGACAUCUGUGUUUUGAUGCACGAAGUAUUAUGUUUUACAUUGUCUUUAUUGCUUCUGGUUUAUCUACUCUUUAGGUCUUCUGUGAGCAUUUUUUUUUUUUUUUGUUGAAUAGUUAUUCUUGUUAUAUCUUAUUUAAUCAAUGCAUUCCUUUACCUUGUUCACAGUCAUGCGUCACGUGGAAGAAUACUGAGCAGUUGCUUGUUUGUAUUUGCAGUUAUUAAAUCAUUUGUGCCUGCCUUUUUACCAAAUAUACCAAAUGAGCUUGCUCUUUUGUCCAAUCAUUGCACAACAUUGAGUAACAGUGAAAAGGCAUUGCAGAAAAUGAUUAUUUUAACUUGUUUCUCAUCAAGCAACUUUUUUUUAAAAAAAAAAAGACGUAGUACUGUGUACAGUUUCCUAUUUUAUGAUUGUUGUUAAUUUUGUUUUGCUUAGAUAACACUGUACAGGAAUGAGGGUGAAUUGAAGAAACAGAGUGUGCUUAUUACUCCAAGGGUAUAGGGUAAUAAAUGCAUAUUUUAACAGCGAAA